Messenger RNA from Rasamsonia emersonii CBS 393.64, 1218 nucleotides. RefSeq lists its product as uncharacterized. The record is from RefSeq and is a predicted model, not a curated record. The transcript is spliced from 7 exons. Lineage: Eukaryota; Fungi; Ascomycota; Eurotiomycetes; Eurotiales; Trichocomaceae. The coding region runs from base 1 to 1218 and encodes 405 amino acids.
AUGACUGCGCCUGAACGAAAUCCUGCCUUGGGAAUAAUUACAGAGAUACUGCUGAAGUACAAGGAACAUGGCAAGACAUACAGAUUUUGUCGCCAACUCACGAGUGACUUCAGGGUGGAAUUGAAUGUCAUAUACAGGUUCAGUCUUUUCAAGCAAUUUCUCCAAAGAAAGCUAGACCCUUCCUUCAGCAACAGCACUCCGAUCUCUGCACCAAGAAUAGACGCAGGGUCACAGAAAGAUGAGUCUGUUAUCAGUCCAAUUUUCAACCUGCCGACGGACCUUCUCCUCGAACUCAGAGGCCAACUGCCUCUGGUAUCCCAAGCCUGCCUGGCACUGACAUGCAAGACCUUUCUCGAUCUCUUCGGAUCAGCAUUGAUUGCACCCGAGUUUCGUUUCCCGCGAAUCGUCUUCGACAAGAAGAACCGGAUUAUGUGGAAACCGGAUGCCUCGAUGGCGAUCAGGGGGCAGCUUCUUCGCCUGCUCGAGAAUGAAUCCCGGCGGUAUUGUAACGCCUGUCUGAAACUGCACCCUCCCAGUGAAUUCAGGCCAGACGACCUGCAGGUCGAUGGCAAAUUGAGACGCUGCAAGUUGUGCCACGAUGGAGGAAUCGUUGACCUCUGUCCGUGUAUUGGGAUGACUCCCCGGUACAAGGUCCAAAAAGACGACACAGACAAUAGCAUCACUGCAGACGCUAAAAGGAAGUUUCGCAUUGAUCGAGACAGGAAAUGUCUGCUGCAUGAAUGUUCAGUCGAGCACUGGUCUGGAACCAUCUCGAUCACGAUCGUCCCUUUUAUACACAAAACGGGCCAUCUCAUGAUCCAGAUCCAGUACGACAUCCGAUCUGACCAGUUCCUCGAAUGGCCAACGGAGGAGUUGACUCUGGACUGCUGUCCCCAUUGGAAAGUUGAUUAUCUUGAAAUGAAUACCGAAGAGUGCGAAUUUUGUCCUACUUUCACGACAGGACCGAAAUUCAUUUCUACUACUCCUGACAGCCACAAAUUCUCCUGCAGUAUCAUCAGGGUCCUUGGGAAGAGAAAUUCACGGACAAGUCGUAUUUGGCAUGCGCAGGGACGCCCAGUUAUCGGCAAGUCAAUGAUGCGUACUGGUCUGCUUAGCGCUACAUCAGGCAGUAGAUAUGUCAGUACUAAGAGCCAAGACAAGGAGAUGGAAGCUAGUCAACAUGGUUCUUCGGCCUAUUCGCCUAAUGAUCUUUUCUAA